Molecule: messenger RNA, 909 nt
Organism: Mangifera indica (mango)
Lineage: Eukaryota; Viridiplantae; Streptophyta; Magnoliopsida; Sapindales; Anacardiaceae
Product: signal recognition particle subunit SRP72-like
Exons: 3
Coding region: 1-909 (302 amino acids)
Biological process (GO): SRP-dependent cotranslational protein targeting to membrane
Cellular component (GO): signal recognition particle, endoplasmic reticulum targeting
Molecular function (GO): 7S RNA binding; ribosome binding
Source: RefSeq, a predicted model, not a curated record
AUGAGCGAUCCGAAUUCGAACGGUCGGAUUAGAUAUUGGGCUCGAGAACUAGUUGCCACAUUGCCAGACCUUUUUCUUGGCAGUGUGAUGCCAGUAUUGCUUCAAGCUUCUAUCCUAGUGAGAGAGAACAAGGCUGCAAGAGCUGAAGAAAUAUUAGGGCAGCAGGCUGAGAAGUUCCCAGACCAGUCCAAAGUUGUUCUUUUGGCAAGGGCACAGGUUGCUCUUGCUGCCAACCAUCCUCAUAUUGCAGCCGAGUCCCUGUCUAAGAUACAUGAUAUCCAGCACAUGCCUGGCACUGUGGCCACCCUUGUGGCUCUUAAAGAGCGUGAUGCAGCAGCUGUGCUUGAUGCUGCAAUUAAAUGGUGGCUAAAUUCCAUGACUGAGGACAAUCAUCUAAGUGUUAUAAUGCAGGAGGCUGCUUCCUUCAGUCUCAGACAUGGCCAAGAGGAGGAUGCCUUCCGUCUUUAUGAAGGGCUUGUGAAAACCCAUAAAAGCAUUGAGGCCUUGGUUGGGCUGGUCACUACAGCUGCUCAGGUGGAUGUAGACAAGGCAGAAGCUUACGAGAAGGAGCUGAAGCCAUUGCCUGGUUUCAAGGGGGUUGAUGUGAAUAGUUUGGAGAAGAUUUCUGGUGCAAAACAUGUUGAAGGCACUGCCCAUGUUGUCACUGAAGCAUAUGAAGAAGGAAGGAGGGAGAAACCAAAGAAAAAGAGAAAGAGAAAGCCAAGGUACCUGAAAGGAUUUGACCCUGCGAACCCUGGUCCUCCUCCAGACCCAGAAAGGUGGCUCCCCCGGAGAGAGAGGUCAAGUUACAGGCCUAAGCAAAGGCCUAAGAGAAAGGAUAAGAGAGCUGCUCAAGUAAGAGGCUCGCUGGGUGCUGUUGUUAGAGACAAAAAUCAAGCUGAUGCCUAG